UUGUGCUAUCGUUGAAUCCCUUUAAGUUUUGUAUACCACACCACAAUUAUUUUAACGUAGACAAUAUUGAAAUACAAAUCGCAUUAAGUUAAAUGUGAUUUUAAACAACUCAAUGUAUCAGUUAAUGCGACACAGCGAUAAACUUUGUGAACGUUUAUCUUAAGCGGAAGUAAAUUGGUUGAUUAUAGCGGGAAUACCAUGUAACUAGGAAGUAUAAACAACGAGCGUUGCUAUUAUUGAUAUGAGGGAUAUUUCUCAUCUUCUUAACAUGAGAAUGAUCUUAUAACUGAACGUCACGACAAAGCAUCGUUGUUGAAGUCAUGUCGUCGAAGUCGACGAAAGGGAGUGCGAAACCAGCAGGGAAAGGAAAGGAAAGCAAAGUUAUAAAGAAAUCCUCUGGCCCGUCACUGGACAAACUACAAAAAGAGAAUGAAGACUUGCGAAAACAGCUGCGAGUCGCUUCUGGACAAUUGGCGUACCUGAGGGAAAACUUGGACCCGUCAGCUUUCAGAAAAGCAGCUGGAAUCACAUCGAUGGAUGGAAACCAUAUUUACGAUGAUGCCUUGAAAAGCGCUGAAGAAAUGAUCAAUAAGCAAAAAUGUGAGCUGGAAGAGUUGCAGAGAAACAAACAAAGUCAGGUAAAAGAGAUGGACGGGAAAACAAGAAACGAAAAGGACGUUUCAAAAGACGGGGGAAAUGCUACAUUGAAAGCAGAAAUAGAAAAGUUAAAAGAACAAAUUAAAGAGCUAACGACACAAUUGUCAGAGGCAGAAAGAAAUAACAGGCCUGUCAAAGGUACUGCACCAGCUGUACCAGUUUCUUCAACUCAGAAACGAAAAGAUGUAGAUGUACAAAAAGAAAAAUCGACAUUAAGUGAUGAAAUCAAACGACUCAAAGACGAAAACGAAAAAAUAACAAAAGACGCGAAAUUGGAUUUGGAACAGACGAAACAAAAACUUAGCAUUUCACUGGACGAAGAAAAGAGGUUAAAUGAUGAAAUCAAACGGCUCAAAGACGAAAACGAAAAAAUAACAAAAGACGCGAAAUUGGAUUUGGAACAGACGAAACAAAAACUUAGCAUUUCACUGGAGGAAGAAAAGAGGUUAAAGAAACGAGUUGACGAAAAUCACGCUAAAGCCGAUCGAAAUAAUACAAAUGCCAGUCAAUCUUCAUCAUCAGAAAGCAACAAGAUCAAAAACUUAGAGAAAGAGAUAGACCGACUGCAAGAUGGUAUGAAUAAACUACAAAGUGAGAAAAACAACGUCGCACAAGCAAAAUCUACUUGGGAAAGGAAAUAUGACGAAACGUUAAAGAAACACCAAGCAGAGAUGGAUAAAUUACAAAAAGAAAAUGAUGCAACUCUGGACAAAAAAGAUAAGAAGUAUGACGAAACGUUAAAGAAACACCAUGAAGAGAUGGAAAAAUUACGAAAAGAAAAUGAUGCAACUCUGGACAAAAGAGAUAAGAAGUAUGACGAAACGUUAAAGAAACACCAUGAAGAGAUGGAGAAAUUACGAAAUGAAAAUGAUGCAACUCUGAACAAAAGAGAUAAGGAGAAAGAGACCCUAACAAAGCAGCUGGCAAAAGUGCAGGGAGAGAACAAAGACAUCCUCCGAAAGAAAGAAGGUGAAAUCAGCAAACUGCAAGAUGAGAAGAAAGAUCUUGAGAAGGAAAUCAGCCAAAUGAAAAAAGAUCUAGAAAAAAAGAAAGCGAGUCCAGCCCGAAGAGAUCAAACACACGAUGAAGGCAAUGAGGAAUUCCGGAAGAAACUGAAAGAUGCCCAAGAAGAGAUAACAGAGCUUAGAAACAGACUAAGCAAGGUUGUAGGUGCUAAACUAUCGGAUGAUAAUCCAAACAUCACCGACCUUAGUGACGAGAACAGGCCGACAAAACUUGCAGAGAAAUAUUCUGAAUUGUAUGACAACGAAUGGACAGAUGCCUAUGAAGAUGCAGAGGUAGAAGGGCUUGAUGAAGGGAAAGCCAUUGCAAAACUGUUAGGAAUACUUAUGGACGUCGACUGUUAUUGCAGAUUAAUGGCCAACGAUUUUAAAAACAAUAUAAAGAGAGCAGCAUUGAGUUUAAUUGAAAACGGUAGCAACGUGAAAGAAACAAAGGUUGACGUCACACGAAACAAGCUACUAAAAGAAAUGCAGAAAAGCUUUGCCCCACUUCUCGUUGAGGACGUGUACAAGAAUCUGGUCCAGAAAAAUAAGCUGAAACUCCCAAAGAACACAGAGCGCUUUUACAGAAGUUGCGUGGAAUUGUGUUGGUUAAUGAGUGUCCAGGAUCCGCCCGUUGUUUUUGACACACCGAAGACAGGCGGGAAGUUUGACUCAGACAGAUAUAGAACAUACACAAAGACGGGGAAUCAACUGGACUAUGUUGUUUGGCCUCCUAUGUUGCUUCACGCAGGUGGUCCUUUGUUGGCCAAGGGUGUAGCGCAAGGCAAAUAGAGUGGAAAUGAUCGAUUGUAGCUUAACAUUCUUAAAUUGUGCUUAAUAUAUGCUAUUUUAGUUGAAGUGGUUAUACUGUACACAUUACAUCACAACUUAUUAUAAAUAAAUCCCACGUUCAUUGUUUACCAAAAUGGCAAUUGCAUGCUUAAGUAUACGUUCAUUCCUUUCCAUUCGCCCUUAAAAACUGAUACAUAUACUGGAAAUGAAAUGUAAAACAAAUCUUGUAUGAACUAAGUAGUCACCAAACUCAGAAGGUUUCUGUUAAACAGUAGCAGCAGCAGCAACAACAGCAGCAGCAGAAGCAGCAGGAUGAGACCCUUUUCUAUUAGUUCAAAUUAAAACCAUGACACUAGGAGCGUCAGGGCACUUUUCAUCGACUAAAUGUGGAUAUAAACUAGAAUAGUUAUGUUGAUAUUGUUGCACCAAAACAGUUAGUCCUAUUUCGUAUGAAUAAUAAAAUAAAAACUUCAGGGUAAAGACGCGUA
Molecule: messenger RNA, 2941 nt
Organism: Mya arenaria
Lineage: Eukaryota; Metazoa; Mollusca; Bivalvia; Myida; Myidae
Product: myosin-11-like
Exons: 27
Coding region: 321-2453 (710 amino acids)
Biological process (GO): mitochondrial protein catabolic process; mitophagy by internal vacuole formation
Cellular component (GO): mitochondrial outer membrane
Source: RefSeq, a predicted model, not a curated record